This is a messenger RNA of Odobenus rosmarus divergens (Pacific walrus), 1959 nucleotides long. It is a transcript of the gene CCIN, whose product is annotated as calicin. Gene Ontology annotation, molecular function: protein binding. Bases 110 to 1876 code for a protein of 588 amino acids. The record is from RefSeq and is a predicted model, not a curated record. The transcript has a single exon. NCBI's taxonomy places the organism in Eukaryota, Metazoa, Chordata, Mammalia, Carnivora, Odobenidae.
CCUGAUCAACUGCUCUGCAAACAACCAUCACUCUGAAUCCCAAAGGCCUGAGAACGUCUGUUCUCCAGUACCUGCUGCUGAUCUUCUGCCUCAGCCAGCAAGAAGCACCAUGAAAUUGGAAUUCACGGAGAAAAACUACAACAGCUUUGUGCUGCAGAACCUGAACAAACAGAGGAAACGCAAAGAGUACUGGGACAUGGCCCUGACUGUGGACCACCAUGUUUUCUUUGCACAUCGCAACGUGCUGGCUGCUGUCUCCCCACUGGUGAAGAGCCUCAUCUCCAGCAAUGACAUGAAGACCACCGAUGAGCUCUUUAUCACCAUUGACCCCAACUACCUGAGUCCGGCCACGGUGGACCAGCUCCUGGACUACUUCUACAGUGGCAAGGUGGUGAUCUCAGAGCAGAACGUGGAGGAGCUCCUUCGCGGGGCCCAGUAUUUCAACACACCACGCCUUCGAAUCCACUGUAACGACUUCCUGAUUAAGUCCAUCCGCCGUGCGAACUGCUUGCGCUACCUCUUCUUGGCUGAGUUGUUUGAGCUCAAAGAAGUAUCAGACUUGGCCUACUCUGGCAUUCGUGACAACUUCCACUACUGGGCCAGUCCUGAGGGCUGUAUGCACUUCAUGCGCUGUCCACCUGUCAUCUUUGGCCGCCUGCUCCGAGAUGAAAACUUGCAUGUGCUCAAUGAGGACCAGGCUCUCAGCGCACUCAUCAAUUGGGUGUACUUCCGGAAGGAUGAGCGGGAGAAGUAUUUCAAGAAGUUCUUCAACUACAUCAAUCUUAAUGCCGUCUCCAACAAGACACUGAUGUUUGCCAGCAACAAGCUGAUGGGCAUGGAGAACAGCUCAGCCCAUGCAACCCUGAUUGAGAGUGUCCUCAUGGACCGCAAGCAGGACAGGCCAUCCAGCUUGUUGAGCUACCAGCGGAAAGGGGCCCUGCUUGAUUCGGUGGUCAUCCUGGGUGGCCAAAAGGCCCAUGGCAAGUUCAAUGAUGGAGUGUUUGCCUACAUCAUCCAGGAGAACCUGUGGCUGAAGCUGUCAGAGAUGCCCUAUCGGGCGGCAGCACUUAGUGCCACCUCUGCUGGUCGCUACAUCUACAUCUCUGGUGGUACCACUGAGCAGAUUUCCGGGCUGAAGACGGCUUGGCGGUAUGACAUGGAUGACAACUCCUGGACCAAGUUGCCAGACCUGCCGAUUGGGCUUGUCUUCCACACCAUGGUGACCUGCGGGGGGACAGUGUACUCAGUGGGUGGGAGCAUUGCUCCAAGGCGGUAUGUGUCCAACAUCUAUCGCUAUGAUGAGCGCAAGGAGGCCUGGUGCCUGGCAGGGAAGAUGAGCAUCCCUAUGGAUGGCACAGCCGUGAUCACCAAGGGUGACCGGAACCUGUACAUUGUCACGGGGCGGUGCUUGGUGAAAGGCUAUAUUUCCCGGGUUGGAGUGGUGGACUGCUUUGACACCAACACUGGGGAUGUGGUCCAGUGUAUCACCUUCCCCAUUGAGUUCAACCACCGGCCCCUGCUCUCUUUCCAUCAAGACAACAUCCUCUGUGUGCACAGCCACCGGCAGAGUGUGGAAAUCAACCUGCAGAAGAUAAAGGCCAACAAGACGACCACCUCGGUGCCUCUCUUGCCCAACAACUGCCCCUUAGAUGUGUCCCAUGCUAUAUGCUCCAUUGGAGAGAACAGAGUGUUUGUAUGUGGGGGUGUCACCGCAGCCAGCGACGUCCAGGCAAAGGACUACACCAUCAACCCAAAUGCCUACUUGUUGGACCAAAAGGCAGGCGAGUGGAAGACGCUGGCCCCCCCACCAGAGGCACUGGACUGUCCUGCCUGCUGUCUAGCCAAGCUACCUUGCAAGAUUCUUCAAAGGAUUUAAACAACUUUUUAAGUGGGAGAAUAAGUAAAUGCAUUAUUAUUAACAAUUUAAUGAGAGAGUGGAAGAUGGCCUGUUGGUUCCUU